AUAUAUGAGGUUAUGUUUUAAGUCCCGUUAAUCUGGUCCAUGUGUUCUGUGCAACAAUUUACUAUAUAAUAAUUUUUUUUGUUGGAAAGAUAAAUAUUUGCCUUAAAAUUGUAUAAAUAUUAAUAAUCAAUGGCCCGUAUACCAUGCUCACUUGUUUUAGAAGAUGGAACUGUGUUCAAAGGUUACAAUUUUGGUUCCUGCACUUUACCUGUUGAUGGGGAAGUUGUUUUUCAAACUGGCAUUGUGGGUUAUCCAGAAUCCUUAACUGAUCCUUCUUAUUACAAACAGUUGUUAAUUUUGACAUUCCCACUUAUUGGAAAUUAUGGAGUUCCUGGCAAUGAAAUUGAUGAAUAUGGAAUUAAAAGAUGGUUCGAGUCCCAUCGUAUUUGGAUUUCAGCCCUUAUUGUUGAUGAAGUUUGUGAUCAGCCAAGUCACUGGCGUAGUGAAAAAUUAUUAAAUAAUUGGCUUGCUGAAAAUGAAAUACCAGGUAUUUGUGGUAUAGACACACGAGCUCUAACUAAACAUAUUCGAGAAAAAGGAACUUUACUUGGAAAAAUUAUUCAACAUGUUGAUAAAGAUUUUACCAAUAUAGUUGAUCCAAGCACAAUUAAUUUAGUUAAAGAUGUUUCAAUAUCUAUACCUAAAACUUAUAAUGAAAAUGGAAUGCCUAGAAUUCGUUUUGUAGAUUGUGGCUCUAAAUUUAAUCAGAUCAGAUGUUUUUUAAAACGUGGAGCUCGAGUUGAUAUAGUACCAUGGGAUCAUCCUUUAGACGAUUUCCAAAAUUAUGAUGGAUUAUUCAUAAGUAAUGGUCCAGGAAAUCCUGACAUGGCUAAAAAUACAAUUAGAAAUAUUCAAAAAGUAUUAGCAAGAAAGUCUGAUGUUAAGCCAAUUUUUGGAAUAUGCCUCGGACAUCAAUUGCUCGCUACUGCUGCUGGAUUUAAAACUUACAAAAUGAAAUUUGGAAAUCGGGGUCAAAAUCAACCCUGUGUGUUUGGUCAAAGUGGAAAGUGUUACAUGACUUCACAAAAUCACGGAUAUGCUGUAGAUCAUGUUGAAUCUGAUUGGGAUUCAUUAUUUACGAAUGCCAAUGAUAAAACUAAUGAAGGAAUUAUACACAAAAGUUUACCAUUUUUCAGUGUUCAAUUCCAUCCAGAAGCAUGUCCUGGACCAGAAGAUUUAGAAUGUUUGUUUGAUGUAUUUUUAGAUGCUGUUGUGAAUAAUAUGAAAAAAUUUGAUUUUCAAUUAAUUAACCUUAUUCAAUCUCAUUUAAAACCAGAAAUUCCAAAGUUCCGAGUGGAUGUCCAAAAAGUUUUGAUUUUAGGUUCUGGUGGAUUAUCAAUUGGUCAAGCUGGAGAAUUUGAUUAUUCUGGUUCCCAGGCAAUAAAAGCAUUACGGGAAGAAAAUAUUAUUACUGUAUUAAUAAAUCCAAAUAUUGCAACAGUUCAAACAUCCAUGGGAUUAGCUAACAAAGUUUACUUUUUACCAUUAGAGCUUGAUUUUGUUACUCAAGUUAUUCAAUCUGAAAGACCAGAUGGUAUAUUAUUAACUUUUGGUGGACAAACUGCUCUUAACUGUGGGAUUGAACUAAAAAAAUCUGGCAUUUUGGAACAAUAUAAUAUUAAGGUUUUAGGAACAUCCAUUGAAACAAUUAUUGCAACAGAAGAUCGUAAAGAAUUUGCUGACAAAGUAGUUCAAAUAGGUGAACAAGUUGCCCCUAGUGCUGUUGUUACGUCUAUUAAUGAAGCAUUAGAAGCUGUUAAUAAGCUAGGAUAUCCUCUUCUUGUAAGAAGUGGUUUUAGUUUAGGUGGACUCGGUUCUGGCUUUGCAAAUAACGAGUCAGAGUUGCUUGUGUUGGCUAAACAAUGUUUUACUCAUAGCAACCAAAUGAUUUUAGAUAAAUCAUUAAAAGGAUGGAAAGAAGUAGAAUAUGAAGUAGUGCGUGAUGCUUAUGAUAAUUGUAUAACUGUGUGCAAUAUGGAAAAUGUAGAUCCAUUAGGUAUUCAUACUGGAGAGUCAAUUGUUGUAGCUCCAAGUCAAACACUAUCUAACACAGAAUAUAAUAAAUUAAGAACAACAGCAAUUAAAGUUGUUCGUCAGCUUGGAGUAGUCGGUGAAUGUAACAUUCAAUAUGCCCUUAGUACAGUAUCAGAUGAGUUUUAUAUAAUUGAGGUAAAUGCACGUCUAUCUAGAAGUUCAGCACUAGCUAGUAAAGCAACUGGAUAUCCUUUAGCCUAUGUGGCUGCUAAACUUUCUCUUGGUAUUGCCUUACCAGACAUAAUAAAUUCUGUAACCUCUUCUACUACUGCAUGCUUUGAACCAAGUCUUGAUUAUUGUGUUGUUAAAAUGCCUCGUUGGGAUCUCAGUAAAUUUAUUCGUGCAUCAACAAAAAUUGGAAGCUCUAUGAAGAGUGUAGGAGAAGUUAUGUCUGUUGGUCGUAAUUUUGAAGAAGCAUUUCAGAAAGCUUUUAGAAUGGUCGAUGAAAAUUUUUCAGGAUUUGAUCCAUAUUUAAAAUCUGUAAAUGAUAAUGAAUUGGAACAACCAACUGACAAAAGAAUUUUUGUAUUAGCCGCUGCUUUAAAAAGUGGCUAUUCAAUUGACAAAUUGUAUGAGCUUACAAAAAUUGAUCGUUGGUUUUUACAUAAAAUGAAAAAUAUUAUUCAGCAUCAGACUUUACUGGAAUCUUUCAACUAUCCUAAUGUACCGUAUGAACAUUUGUUAAAAGCAAAGCGUUUAGGAUUUUCUGAUAAACAAAUUGCAUCAUUUGUGCAAAGUACUGAACUUGUCAUACGAAAACGCCGUGAAGAACAAGGAAUUACACCAUUUGUUAAACAAAUUGAUACGGUAUCUGCAGAAUAUCCAGCAGAAACAAACUAUCUCUAUUUGACUUACAAUGCUACUAGCAGUGAUUUAGAAUUUCCUUCUAAUUUUAUUAUGGUCAUUGGUUCUGGUGUGUACCGAAUCGGAAGUUCUGUUGAAUUUGAUUGGUGUGCUGUUGGAUGCCUUCGUGAAUUAAGAAAAUUAGGCAAAAAAACAAUUAUGGUUAAUUGCAACCCUGAAACCGUCAGUACAGAUUACGAUAUGUGUGAUAGAUUAUACUUUGAAGAUAUAUCAUUUGAAGUAGUGAUGGACAUUUAUAACUUGGAGAAUCCUGAAGGUGUUAUAUUAUGUAUGGGAGGACAGUUACCAAAUAAUAUAGCUAUGGAUUUGCACAGACAAAAUGCUCGCAUCUUAGGAACAUCUCCAGAAAAUGUGGAUGGAGCAGAAAAUCGUUUCAAAUUUUCUAGAAUGUUGGACAGAAUAAAAAUAUCUCAACCUAGAUGGAAAGAAUUGACUGAUCUCAAAUCAGCUAUAGAAUUUUGCCGAGAAGUAGGAUAUCCAUGUUUAGUAAGGCCAUCUUAUGUUUUAAGUGGGGCUGCUAUGAAUGUAGCACAUAAUGAUGGUGAUUUAAAAGCAUAUUUAAAAUCUGCAAGUGAAGUAUCAAGAGAACAUCCUGUAGUUAUUUCUAAAUUUCUUGAAGAUGCUAAAGAAAUUGACGUGGAUGCAGUUGCCAAAGAUGGGCAGAUACUUUGUAUGGCUGUUAGUGAACAUGUAGAAAAUGCUGGUGUACAUUCAGGUGAUGCUACCCUAGUAACACCUCCUCAAGAUAUUAAUAAAGAAACAUUAGAAAAAAUUAAAUUUAUAUGUCAUUCUAUUGCCUCAUCACUAAAUGUAACUGGGCCAUUAAAUAUGCAACUUAUUGCAAAAAAUAAUGAACUUAAAGUUAUUGAAUGUAAUGUACGGGUAUCAAGAUCUUUUCCUUUUGUAUCCAAAACAUUGGGUCAUGAUUUUGUUGCAAUGGCUACUCAAGUAAUUAUAGGACAAGAAGUAGAGCCUAUUGAUGUAUUGUCUGGUGUUGAUGGAAGAGUUGGAGUAAAAGUAGCAGUAUUUUCAUUUUCUCGUAUAGCUGGAGCUGAUGUUAUGUUAGGAGUAGAAAUGUCUUCGACAGGUGAAGUUGCCUGUUUUGGAGAAAACCGAUAUGAUGCAUACUUAAAAGCAAUGAUAAGCUCAGGAAUGCAUUUACCUCAACCGGGUGCUAAAAUUUUUUUGUCCAUUGGAAAAAUUAAACAUAAAGAAGAAUUACUUGACAGUGUAAAAGCUCUUCAAGCAUUAGGGUAUAAAUUGUAUGGAAGUAGUGGAACAGCUGAUUACUAUAACUAUAACACUAAAGGAAUAACUGUAAUACCAUGUGACUGGAGAUUUGAUAAUAUUGGUAUCAAUACUACUAGUGGUGAUUUGCUUAGUUUAGCAGAAUAUCUGAGUAAUAAAAAUUUUGAUUUUGUUAUAAAUGCUCCUAUGAUGGUAAGUGGAGCAAAUAGAGUGGCUUCAUUUUUUACUCCUGGAUAUCAGAUGCGCAGACUUGCUGUAGAACAUUCUGUACCAUUAGUAACUGAUGUUAAAUGUGCUAAACUUCUUAUUGAAGCAAUGGUUAGAAUAGGAUGUAAACCGUCUUUAAAAACCCAUAUUGAUUGUAUUUCAUCUCAAAAGUUAUUAAAGUUACCUGGAUUAAUUGAUAUGCAUGUACAUGCACGUGAGCCAGGAGCUACACAAAAAGAAGAUUUUGCAUCUUGUACUGCAGCAGCAUUAGCUGGUGGUGUGACAUUAAUUGCUGCUAUGCCCAACACUAAUCCAACUGUGAUAGAUCAAAAUUCAUAUGAAUUGGCAAAAAAAUGUGCAAUAGCUGGAGCUAGAUGCGAUUAUAUCCUAUAUGCAGGAGCAUCUACAACUAACAGUAUAGAAAUUGCACAAAAUGCAAAGCAAUAUGCUGGACUUAAGAUGUAUCUCAAUGAAACAUUUAGCACUUUACAACUUCAAAGCAUUUCUUCAUGGGUGUCUCAUUUUGAAAAUUGGCCCAAAAACAUGCCGUUAGUUGUACACGCCGAAGACCAAACUUGUGCUGCUGUUUUAAUGUUAGCUUCUUUAUACAAUCGUUCUGUUCACAUCUGCCAUGUUGCUCGCAAAUCAGAAAUACUUUUGAUCAAAGCUGCAAAAGAAAAAGGUAUUAUGGUAACAUGUGAAGUAUCUCCUCAUCAUUUAUUUUUAUGUGAUGAAGAUAUCAAUAGACUGGGCCCUAACAAAUCACAAGUAAGACCAGUACUUUGUUCUAAAGAAGAUCAGCAAGCUCUUUGGGAUAAUUUUGAUUUAAUAGACUGUAUUGCAACAGACCAUGCUCCUCAUACAUUGGAUGAAAAAUUAAGUGAUAAAGCACCUCCUGGGUUCCCAGGUCUUGAAACUGUCUUACCUUUGUUAUUAAAUGCUGUAAAUGAAGGUCAUAUGACUAUUAAAGAUAUAGUUGAAAAAAUGUAUACUAAUCCCAUGAAAAUACUUGGCUUAACACCUCAACCAGAUACUUAUAUUGAAAUAGAUAUGAAUUCUGAGUGGACAAUUCCAUUAAUAACACCUUAUUCAAAAGCAAAAUGGACACCUUUUUCAGGACGUCAAGUACGUGGAUCAGUACAUAGAGUUGUUUUGCGUGGGCAAGUAGUUUGCAUUGAAGGUAAAGUACUUGCUCAACCUGGAUUUGGUCGAGAUUUACGAGAACCAACAAGAUUGGGUAAAGUUCUUGCAGAUGCUGGUUCUCAAGUUGAAUUAAACGUAAAGACUUCAUUACUUCCACAUACUGAUGUUCAUAAUUUAUUCAAUAAUGUCAUGUCUGAGAUCAGAGAACAAGUUGCUCAAGAAAUUGAAAGUGUAACUGGUGUUAAGUCUGACUUAAGAAGACAACGAAAUCUAUCAGGUAGUGAAUCUAAAGACAUGAGCUUAUUAACAAUUAGUACAUCAAGUUUGAAUAAACGAUCAAAACAAGCUUCUGAAGAUGUUUUAAACUUAAUGACUCCUAUACCUACUCACGGGUUAGCACAUAGUCAUAUUUUAUCAGUAGAUAUGUUCUCUAAAGAUCAGUUAAAUGAAAUAUUUAAUUUGGCACAAACAUUAAGAGUCUAUGUCAUUAAAGGUCGUCCAUUAGAUAAUAUUUUAAAAGGUAAAGUUAUGGCUCUAAUAUUUUAUGAAGUUAGUACAAGAACCAGUUGUAGUUUUUCAAUAGCUAUGCAAAGAUUAGGUGGUAAAGUUGUCAAUAUUGAUGAAACCAGUAGCUCUGUAAAAAAAGGAGAAACUUUGGAAGAUACUGUAGAAGUUAUGAGUGGCUAUGUUGAUGUAGUUGUUAUGCGACAUCCAGAACCAGGUGCAGUUAGAAAAGCUGCCAGACAUUGUCGUAAACCAAUGUUGAAUGCUGGAGAUGGAACUGGAGAACAUCCAACUCAAGCUCUGCUUGAUGUAUUUACAAUUAGAGAAGAAAUCGGUACAGUUAAUGGUCUAACUAUUACUUUAGUUGGUGAUUUGAAAAAUGGUCGUACUGUACAUUCACUAGCUAGGCUUUUAACAUUGUACAAAGUGAAUUUACGUUAUGUUAGUCCAGCUAAUUUAGGUAUGCCAACAUCUGUACGCCAGUUUGUUUCAUCACGAGGAAUUCCCCAAGAAAACUUCUCAUCCCUUGAAGAAGCUCUACCUGAUACAGAUGUGUUAUAUAUGACUCGAAUUCAACGGGAACGGUUUCCAGAUGAAAUUAGUUAUCAACAAGCAUGUGGUCUUUUUGUAGUAACACCUGAAGUAAUGAUCAAAGCUAAGCGUAAAAUGAUAGUUAUGCACCCAUUACCAAGAGUAUUUGAAAUCAGCCCUGAAUUUGAUUCUGAUCCAAGAGCUGCAUAUUUCAGACAAGCGGAAUAUGGAAUGUAUGUUAGAAUGGCUCUUAUUGCUAUGGUACUUGGGAAAUGUUAAAUUUUCAUAACCAAAAAAUGUAUUAUUUUGUGAUAAGAUUUAUAUAAGACAUAAUUGUGAUAAAAUUAUUACCAUAGUUGCACUUUUUUUUAGAUUAUUGAUAAACUUUUUUAGUUAUAA
Daktulosphaira vitifoliae (grape phylloxera) is the source of this 6930-nucleotide messenger RNA. RefSeq names its product CAD protein (gene rudimentary). Lineage: Eukaryota; Metazoa; Arthropoda; Insecta; Hemiptera; Phylloxeridae. The record is from RefSeq and is a predicted model, not a curated record. The transcript has 25 exons. Gene Ontology annotation, biological process: L-glutamine metabolic process; 'de novo' pyrimidine nucleobase biosynthetic process; L-arginine biosynthetic process. Gene Ontology annotation, molecular function: hydrolase activity, acting on carbon-nitrogen (but not peptide) bonds, in cyclic amides; metal ion binding; aspartate carbamoyltransferase activity. Gene Ontology annotation, cellular component: carbamoyl-phosphate synthase complex; cytoplasm. The coding region runs from base 130 to 6810 and encodes 2226 amino acids.